Messenger RNA from Drechmeria coniospora, 2055 nucleotides. Its product is annotated as telomere-binding alpha subunit central domain-containing protein. NCBI's taxonomy places the organism in Eukaryota, Fungi, Ascomycota, Sordariomycetes, Hypocreales, Ophiocordycipitaceae. Bases 1 to 2055 code for a protein of 684 amino acids. Gene Ontology annotation, molecular function: G-rich strand telomeric DNA binding; telomerase inhibitor activity. The record is from RefSeq and is a predicted model, not a curated record. The transcript is spliced from 3 exons. Gene Ontology annotation, cellular component: chromosome, telomeric region; nuclear telomere cap complex. Gene Ontology annotation, biological process: telomere capping; regulation of telomere maintenance via telomerase.
AUGGCUCUCCAACAGUGCAAGGAACUGCCUCCAGGCUUCGAGACGAUCAAGGACGUGCUCGACGGCAAGUGCUCGGCGGGACGUCUUGUCGACGUCAUCGGCCUUGUGACAGACUUUAGGGCGCCAGUAGAGACGAAGGGGACAGACUGGAAAUGCCAGAUUCGACUGUACGACCAGUCUGUCGAAGACAGCGUGGAAGAUUCGCUGUUGCUCAAUGUAUUUCGUGCAGAAAGCGACAUGCCCACCGCCAGGUGCGGUGAUGUAAUCAUGAUAUUCAAGGCCAAGGUUCAAAAAUUCCAGUCAAUGUAUUUCUCUCUAUGUUCCAAUUGGUCGACAUGCAUAUAUGUAUUCGAAGCCAGCAAGAUCCCCAGGCCUCCUGAAGAUCCGUCCAAUGCGUUGCGACCUUUCAGUAAGAAGGACGCCUCUCGCCUGACAUCACGAACAGAGAAGGCGUUUGUGUCUCAUCUCUAUCACGCAAUCAACAAGGAAAGAGUUCCAUCAGUCGACCAUUUCGAAGCCAUGUCAGUGAGAUCGGUCAACAUCAAAAACAAGUUCAGGGAGCUCACGGACGUCCGAGAGCAUAACUUUGUCAACACGGUUGCUCAACUCGUGCGGGAGCCAUACGACCUGGGUGACAAGAUAACUCUCUGGGUGUCGGAUUACACCGAGAAUCAUUCCUUCUACCACUUCUCGUUCAGUGGUGGCAAGGACGAGAGUGGUCGAGUCGGGGAUCCAUACGGCUACCUAGACAAGUAUUCCACGAAUCGUCAAAAGCCCGACUGGACUGGACCGUUCGGGAAGCGAAGUAUGCAGAUCACCUGCUUCGAACCUCAUACGACGGCUAUCCGGGAGCAGAAAAUUUCCAACGGAUCAUGGGUCGAUUUACGAAACGUACAAAUCAAGUUUGGCCAUAACGCAAGCAACCUCGAAGGCUUUCUCAGAGGAGAGGGCCUGGCUCCGAGCCAGAAACUCAACAUCCAUCACCUGGAUCCCACAGAGGACCCAGAGUCGAUAAGCCCGCAGCUCAAGAAUGCGAUACGUCGCAAGCGGGACUAUGAAAAGCUCAAGAAGUCUCAGCUGAAGGAAAUAUCCGAGGCUGCAGCGGCCGGGUUGAAACGGAAGCAAGGACUGGAAUUGGACUCUGGGAAGCCGAAGAAGCCGAACUCCAAAGCGCGGCGGGCGGCGGCGCGGGCGGCCUCUCAUGCAAAACGCACUUCGUCCGAGGCGAACACGUCUAGCCUCUCGGUUGCGAUCCCAGAUCUCAAUACGCAAGGUGAUUUUUUCAUUCUCUUCCGUUGCUCCAAAAUCUCCCCGCUGACCAAAACAGUUAAAUGUGAGCACGGCGGCAAGGGAACAAGUUUCGUGGCGGAGAUGAUGGAGCUGGUGUAUCAGGACACGACCAUCAACGGCGCGCCAGUCAAGCUGCAGCUCCCAUUCAUCAACGCCAACUUCCGAACCAACGUCCGUGUUGUCGACUUCAUGCCCUCCGAUUUACGGGGCUUUUCCCGCCCCAAGCGGAAGAAGAAGGCUGAAUUUCAAUGUCUCUCGGACCAGUCCGAGUCGGGCACCGAUACGGAGACGGAUGAGGAAAUAUCAAUGCAAAGCGACGCCGCAACGGACUGGGAAUGGAGAUUUUACUUGCAGUUGGAGGACGCCGUGGCUCCCCACGGGCAACAGAAAAAUCGGUUCUGGGUCUUUGUGGACGACCAGGCCGCUCAGUGCAUGGUGGACUUGGACGCAGCCGACUUGACAGUCGAUCAAGAGCGUCUCGCCCUCUUGCAGCAACGGAUGUUCAUCCUGUGGGGCGACCUUGAGGAGUACAAGAGCCGGCUGGAGAAAAGAGCAAAGGCAGCCGGACAGGCACCGGAAGAUAGCGACGAGGAGCAUAAAGGGGGGCACGACGGUUCCCCUUUUUCUAACCGCCCCUUUUCUUGUUGCAUCCGUCAGUACGGCGUCAAGUGCAUUGAGCAAAAGGCAUGCAGGGCGGACGCGGGAGAGGGGAGACGAUGGCAACGCAUGUUUGCCCUCUUUGGCACCAAAAUCGCCACGUCAUGA